AUAAGGACGGUAGGUUGCGCGGCGUCGAGGCGAACAGCUUGCCGCCGCCGCAUGUAGAUGGCCUCACCCUUCUGGCAGCUUGAUCGCGUUCCAGCAUGCAAAGCACAUAUAGGAGAUGGCUUCCAACACAAGCGAGAGCUACCACGCAAACGGCCGAUUCACCCGACCAGAAAGCGCAUUCCGCAGCUUUAUAUCCAACAACCCCAGCGCGCAGUUUCCCGCUGAAGCCGGUCGCUAUGCUCUCUAUGUCUCGCCCGGCUGCCCAUGGGCACACCGGACCCUCAUAGUGAGACUCCUCAAGGGCCUCGAGUCCAUCAUCGACGUCUAUCAGGUGCACAUCACCAUGGGCCCCGAAGGAUGGUACUUUAGCGGCGAAGGCGAUUCCCUGCCCAAAGACCCUCUCCACGGCUUCAAAACUCUCAAGCAGCUCUAUCUCAAAGCCGACCCCGCCUACACCGGGCGGUACACCGUGCCCAUGCUAUGGGACAAGAAAGCCGACGUGCCCGUCAACAACGAGUCGUCCGAGAUCAUCCGCAUGUUCUACACCGAGUUCGACCAUCUCCUCCCCGAGCCCCUCCGCGAGGUCAAUCGCCCCGGGGGCGGCCUGUAUCCCAGCGCCAUGCGCUCUGAGAUUGAUGAGCUGAACGACUGGGUAUACAGCACCGUGAACAACGGCGUGUACAGGACGGGCUUCGCCAAGUCGCAGCAAGCGUACGACGACAACGUCCACGUGCUCUUUGCGUCCUUGGACCGCCUCGAGGCGAUACUACAGGCCCAUGGGAAGCCCUUCCUGCUGGGUGACAACCUCACCGAAGCGGACAUACGUCUGUAUACGACGAUGGCGCGAUUCGACGUCGCCUACUACACCGUCUUCAUGUGCAACCUCAAGUCGAUUCGGCACGACUACCCUGCCCUCCACCUGUGGCUACGGCGUCUCUACUGGGACCAGGACGUCGGCAGCGACCUGCGAGGGGCGUUUUAUCGCACCACGCAGCCGUACAUCUCGCAGUACGCGCAUGCUUAUGCGCACGCGAGGCGAAAGAUUGUCGUGGGCGAGGCCACGACCUUGGUGGUUCCCGCAGGCCCAGCUGUACUCAUGGAGCCGCUGCCAAGGCUGUGAGCUGGAGCCCAUGGGCCCCUAUUGGCGUAUGCAGGUCGACUUGUAUGGCGGGCCAAGGGCACGGGCGCCGUGUUAGUUAGUGCCAACGCUUGGG
This is a messenger RNA of Purpureocillium takamizusanense, 1214 nucleotides long. RefSeq names its product Glutathionyl-hydroquinone reductase. The record is from RefSeq and is a predicted model, not a curated record. Gene Ontology annotation, molecular function: glutathione transferase activity. The coding region runs from base 116 to 1120 and encodes 334 amino acids. NCBI's taxonomy places the organism in Eukaryota, Fungi, Ascomycota, Sordariomycetes, Hypocreales, Ophiocordycipitaceae. The transcript has 3 exons. Gene Ontology annotation, cellular component: cytoplasm.